Aspergillus versicolor CBS 583.65 is the source of this 1029-nucleotide messenger RNA. RefSeq lists its product as uncharacterized. The record is from RefSeq and is a predicted model, not a curated record. NCBI's taxonomy places the organism in Eukaryota, Fungi, Ascomycota, Eurotiomycetes, Eurotiales, Aspergillaceae. Bases 188 to 628 code for a protein of 146 amino acids. The transcript has 2 exons.
GGACUUCAAAAAUCAAGCUGUUUUGAAGCUCCUGGAUUUUUGGACGAGAUCUCUGACGUGAGAGAGUUGCGGGAAGACUACUCCGUAAUAAUAUGUUCUCCGGCUCGUACCCGCAACUUCAAGUCUCAAUAGCGCCAAGGACCCGCCAGAGCUUUUCCAACCAGCCUCAUCAAGCUACCUCGACACCAUGUCCGAGUCGUUCAGCUGGACCCUACUGUUCAAAAAACACAGAACGACCGUGCUUUUGAUGCUUCCGCCUUCCGAGACUAUCCCCAGUGCCAAAUCUGCGCUCCUCAAAGCCCUUCAAGCGCGCGGCUUGAAUGAUAUCAAUGGCGACCCGGUCCCCGAAGAUCCUGCCGAGAUCGAACUUGGAGUUGCAGUUGAUAAGAAUGACUUGGAGAAAGGAUGGAUAAGCCUCGAAGCACUAGAGUUCGAUGAUGAGGCACCCAAGCGAGGGGGGACUAAAUCUACAUCUCAAAGCCUGAAAGCUGCAGAACUUAAUAACGGGCAGGCAGUCGCCUUUAGGUUUCGAAAGCCAGGAAAAGAGGGCUCUACCGAUCUCGACUUAGAGGAUCCUGGCUGGGAUGUCGUUGUACCGAGCCUUGAUGACGAAGAAGAGAUAGUAUAACGAGUUGACUGCUGAUAUCCUUAUGCUGUCCCUUAUUUUGCUUCGGAUUUCGUGUUGUCUUGUUCUUUGGCGCAAGGGUUUGUAUAGAGUUUACUGGAAGGAGUUCGCGGUGCUUCUUAUAACUGGAAGAAAGUUCUCUGGCCGGGAAAGUUUUUUCUGCCGGAGCAUGGUUUACAUUCACCCGGAGAUAUAAAAAUAGCAAAUUUAAUGAUGGAGCAGCAUUUGAAGUGUACACUGUACACCGCUCGAGAUUGACUUGUGCUCCGUCAGUAAUGCUAUCAUCGGUGCUCAGUUUGCUCUGUUUCUUUUUGGCCUUUGUUGUCAUGACUGCCGUGAUCCAAUAGCAUUGCUCCUUUAAAUAAGAAUGCGAGGAGCACGAAGAAGCAUGCCCCUAACGUGGC